Messenger RNA from Penicillium brevicompactum, 1698 nucleotides. RefSeq lists its product as uncharacterized. Bases 1 to 1698 code for a protein of 565 amino acids. The transcript is spliced from 7 exons. Lineage: Eukaryota; Fungi; Ascomycota; Eurotiomycetes; Eurotiales; Aspergillaceae. Gene Ontology annotation, biological process: transmembrane transport. Gene Ontology annotation, molecular function: myo-inositol:proton symporter activity. The record is from RefSeq and is a predicted model, not a curated record. Gene Ontology annotation, cellular component: membrane.
AUGUCUCACCCAGCCAGAAGUGACACGGCUGGCGGAAUGACCGAGAAUACGACCGGGGAAAUCCAAAACCCUCUCGCCGGCAUCCCCCACGACCAGCUCAUGGCCGACGUGGCCACCUAUGCUACCGAAUAUGACCUAGAGAAUAUCCUGCCUCUUCUCAAGAAAGGCGCCCUGGUUGCUCAGUCGCCUUCUAGUAUUGAAGGACUCGCUGAACUCGAUGAUAACGACCGCCGCAUCAUGACCGAGGAGCGUACUCACCGCUGGAAGCACCCCUUUGCACUGUACUACACCAUCAUCUUGAACUCUAUCGCGGCAGCCAUUCAAGGCUGGGACCAGACCGGUUCCAACGGCGCCAACCUGACCUUCGAUGUUCAAUUCGGCAUUCCCAACAGCGGCUGCUUGGACGCAUCUGUGUGCAAGCGUAACCAGUGGAUUGUCGGAUUUAUCAAUGCGACUCCAUACAUCACCAUCUGUAUCUUCGUUGCUUGGCUUUCGGACCCCUUGAACCAUAUCCUCGGCCGCCGGGGCACGAUCUUCCUGGCUGCAAUCUUCAGUCUUGUCGCACCUCUCGGUUCCGGAUUCACGCAACAUUGGGGGCAGCUGGUUGCUUGUCGUGUGCUGCUUGGAAUCGGUAUGGGUCUUAAAGAAGUGACAGUUCCUGUUUACUCUGCUGAAAAUGCACCCACCAACAUUCGAGGAGGCCUGGUCAUGUCCUGGCAACUCUGGACAGCCUUCGGAAUCUUCCUCGGAACAUGCGCCAACCUGAUCGUGGCCAACACCGGUGCGAUCUCCUGGCGGUUGCAGUUAGGAUCUGCCUUCAUCCCAGCAGUGCCUUUGAUUCUUGGAAUUUGGUUUUGCCCCGAGUCUCCUCGUUGGCUGAUGACCAACCGUAACCACAAGAAGGCAUACGCUUCUCUGCUCAGAUUGCGAAACAGUAGUCCUUUGCAGGCUGCCAGAGACCUGUAUUACAUCCAUGCGCAAUUGGAAAUGGAAAAGCAGUUGCUUCAAGACUCUGGAUUCUCCAGGAGCGAUAACAUAAACAUGUUCGUUCGCUUUGUGGAGCUCUUCACGGUGCCUCGUCUGCGACGCGCGGUGCAGGCCUCUGGGAUUGUGAUGAUCGCACAGCAGAUGUGUGGAAUCAACAUCAUCUCGUUUUACUCUUCGACGAUUUUUCAACUGGCUGGUGCUUCCAACAUCGAGGCGCUCCUUGCCUCCUUUGGAUUUGGACUUAUCAACUUUGUCUUCGCCUGGCCUGCUGUAUGGACAAUCGAUACAUUCGGAAGACGAGGCCUGUUGCUUUUCACAUUCCCCAAGAUGUGCUGGACACUCCUGGCAGCUGGGUUCUGCUUCUGGAUCCCCUCCAGCAGCAACGCGCACAUCGGAAUGAUUGCAUUCUUCGUGUAUCUUUUCGACGCGUUUUAUUCACCCGGAGAAGGCCCUGUUCCGUUCACCUAUUCAGCAGAAGUAUUCCCUCUGUCCCACCGAGAAGUGGGAAUGGCGUGGGCCGUUGCGACAAACAACUUCUGGGCCUCGGUUCUCUCGCUGACAUUCCCAUACAUGCUGCGCGCAUUCACUCCCCAGGGCGCAUUCGGGUUCUAUGCAUGCUUGAAUCUGUUCGCGAGUGGUUGUCGCUAUUUUGAAAGUGAUCCCACCAGUAUCUUGAGGAGUAUUGAAGUUCUCUUGAAAUGCACGCGUUGA